This is a messenger RNA of Triticum aestivum (bread wheat), 1990 nucleotides long. RefSeq names its product probable purple acid phosphatase 20. Bases 1 to 1782 code for a protein of 593 amino acids. The record is from RefSeq and is a predicted model, not a curated record. Gene Ontology annotation, molecular function: metal ion binding; acid phosphatase activity. Lineage: Eukaryota; Viridiplantae; Streptophyta; Magnoliopsida; Poales; Poaceae. The transcript has 5 exons.
AUGCUUGCAUAUGGAAUUCCUGGUGAUAUUGUGGAUGAGUGUGUUCGUAUGAGUGAGUCCACAUGUCUCCUCUCAUUGUAUAGUUUUUGCACGGCCGUGGUGGAAGUGUUCAGCCCGGAGUACCUCAAAGAGCCAAAUGCCGCCGAUACAGAGAGGUUGUUGGGGAGGUACAAGGGGCAUGUGAAAGGUGCCACUGUUAUACUAGAAGUUGUGGCUUCACAAGAUCUAUGGAUAUGGCAUUCUUUCUUUGGCAUGGCUGGUUCUCAGAAUGAUAUUAGUGUUCUUCAGCGGUCUCCGGUGUUUGCAAGGCUUGCAGAAGGGCACUCCCCGGAGCUCAACUUUGAGCUCAAUGGCCACCAUUACAACAACGGAUAUUAUCUAGCUGAUGAAAUCUAUCCUCAGUGGUCCACUCUUGUGAAGACAAUACCCAAUCCGCAAGGAGAAGAGACAAAGUUUGCUUCCGUUCUCUCGACCACGGCAACGGGGAGCACAGCGUUGGCUCUCAUCGUCCUCGCCGCCUUCGUCUUGUCCAUGCUGUCUACCUCGCUCGCCGUCACCUCGUCCUACGUCCGGCCCAGGCCGAGGGCGACGCUCUCCUUGCCCAAGGACGCCGGCGGUCAGACGCCGACGCAGGUCCAUAUAUCGACUGUUGGCCAUGACGAGAUGAGGGUGACAUGGAUCACUGAAGACGAUGCACCGGCAGUCGUGGAGUACGGCACGACCUCAGGCCAGUACCCAUUCUCAGCGACAGGAACCACCACGAGCUACUCGUACCUAGCCCUCUACCACUCGGGGAACAUCCACGACGCCGUCGUCGGCCCACUGAAACCCAGCACCACGUACUACUACCGGUGCAGCUCCGACCCGUCGCGCGAGUUCUCCUUCCGGACGCCGCCGGCCAGCCUCCCCUUCACCUUCGUCAUCGUCGGUGACCUCGGACAGACCGGCUGGACCAAGAGCACGCUGCAGCACAUCGCGGCCACCGACUACGACAUGCUCCUCCUCCCCGGCGACCUGUCGUACGCCGAUUUCCUCCAGCCGCGCUGGGACUCGUACGGCCGGCUCGUCGAGCCGCUGGCUAGCGCGCGGCCGUGGAUGGUGACCGAGGGCAACCACGAGAUCGAGAGGAUCCCGCUCCUCGAGCCGCGUGCCUUCAAGGCCUACAACGCGCGGUGGCGCAUGCCGUACGACGCCGGCGACUCCCCGUCGGGGUCGAACCUCUACUACUCCUUUGACGUCGCGGGCGGCAUGGUGCAUGUCAUCAUGCUAGGCUCGUACACGGGCUUCGAGGCCGGCACGGCGCAGCACGAGUGGCUGCGGGGCGACCUCGCCAGGAUCGACCGCGGCAAGACGCCGUUCGUGGUGGCGCUGGUGCACGCGCCGUGGUACAACAGCAACGAGGCGCACCAGGGGGAAGGCGACGACAUGCGGGACGCCAUGGAGGCGCUGCUCCGCGCGGCGCGCGUGGACGCGGUGUUCGCGGGCCACGUGCACGCGUACGAGAGGUUCACGCGCGUCUACGGCGGCAUGGAGGACCAGUGCGGGCCGGUGUACGUGACCAUCGGAGACGGCGGGAACCGGGAAGGGUUGGCAGACGAGUAUAUCGACCCACAGCCCAAGACGUCGGUGUUCCGGGAAGCGAGCUUCGGCCACGGCAGGCUGCAGGUGGUGAAUGCGACACACGACGACGACCAGCCGGUGGUGGCCGACCAGGUGUGGAUCGCCAGUCUCGCUUCUAACCCGGAUUGUAACAAUCCAGCGGGAACGGGGGCUCAGGCCUGAAGCAUUUAACUCGAUGUUGAAUGGUAUUGGAUCGGUAUCGAAUACUCUCAACUCUUGUACUCGUUCGUGGUUAAAUAGUAAUCUCACACGUGUAAAUACAAAUCUUUCUUCGGACUCGUAGAACAUCUUUUUUUUUGAAGGCGGACUCGUAGAACAUCUAGCGAUGACUACAAGUAUUGAAACGAGCCGAAGGCACGCCGUCGUCAUC